Durusdinium trenchii is the source of this 1086-nucleotide messenger RNA. The record is from the annotation of a GenBank genome assembly. NCBI's taxonomy places the organism in Eukaryota, Dinophyceae, Suessiales, Symbiodiniaceae.
UGGCCCAAGGCGUCCGGUCCAUGGCGGUGAGCGAGGCGUCGGUGGCUGGGGGCCUUUCUCCAGGCCCCGAGUUCUCAGGUUCUGCAAAAACACUUGUAGAAUUGGUUUUUCAUUUUAUCCGUUCAAGAAGGGGUAACAUCCAGGCAACUCUUGCUUGCUUCCUUGUUUUGGAGGCCCAGACAGAUAUCAUGGUAUCCCAAACAUUAUCCACUGGGAUUCACCCAUUGAUUUGCAAAGUUGAUCUUCCUCUCUUGCACCAACUGGUGGCAGCGUGCUUCCCGGGCUAGCACGCUUUAGGCUCAAAGGGGAGCACCCGUAGGAGCCCAUCGGAUGGUGUUUGAGGCCUCGGACGAUGGGACGAAGCCACCCACCGUGGCUGCGUUGAAGACCUGCGACUACUUGGAGCUUCAGAACCAGGAGCCUGUGGCCUGUGUUCAUGCCGACUGGUCAGAGAGGCUGCUGAAACGCAAGAAGUUGGAGGUUGGUGUCCUUUGCGAAGCACCCUUGCUCUUCGAUGAACGAAAUGCCAACGGGAGCAGAACGUGGAGGGACGCCAGUGGAAAAAUUGUGGUGGCCAAGCGUGGAGAGGAAGAGUUCGAGGCCAUGGCACGCCGUGCCGAGUCCUCCGGUGCAGUUGGGCUGGUGGUGGUCGACAACGAGGAUGUCUUUGAUGAUGACUUUGAGAUGGCAUCGGAGGACCCCUAUCGACCUCUCUCGGUUCCGGCCGUCUUGGCGCCCAAGGCCUGUGCCGAGCUGCUCUACGGCCGAGCCAAGGAAGCGCGGGUCGUACGAAGGUAUCAUCGCACGCCCUCACCCUCGGACGCACGGAUGCUUCAGUUCUUGCGGAUGAGAGGGGUGGAGGUCAAUCUAAAGAUGACGUGAGGACCGGACGCUCGCAGUGUUCGAGCAUUUCAUAGCAUUUCUGUCGCCGGAAAAAGGGCAUCCGAGUGUGAUGCUGGGCCGGGCCUGCGUAGCUUUGCCGCCCAUUCAGUUUCAGCAGCAAGAUCCAUGCGUGGUUGACAACACCAUCCUGCUGAGAAACCCUUGGUCAACUGCAAGAUACUGUCAGACGAAUCCACCACAAUC